Messenger RNA from Guyanagaster necrorhizus, 432 nucleotides. RefSeq lists its product as uncharacterized. NCBI's taxonomy places the organism in Eukaryota, Fungi, Basidiomycota, Agaricomycetes, Agaricales, Physalacriaceae. The record is from RefSeq and is a predicted model, not a curated record. The annotation marks the transcript as partial. The transcript has 3 exons. Gene Ontology annotation, biological process: mycotoxin biosynthetic process.
UCCAUUUUCAAAAUUCCGAAGAACCAGGCUGCUUUUCUCCCAAACAAGACAUAUCCAAUCCACCACGGCCGAGAAUACUACCUCGCAAGUCUCGAUGUUUUCCACCAGCUCCAUUGCCUUGUCGGUUAUCUAUUACCAUUCAUUGGCACAGAUGCCGUCUAUAAAGAACAUUACGAUGACCCACAUGCGGACACAGACCACGUAUCUCACUGCAUCGAUGAGAUCCGCCAGUCUUUAAUCGCCGAUGCAUCGGUGAACGUCUGGCAAUGGAGCGACGAUCUUUCUCUCGUCCUUGGAUACAGCUCGCAGGCCCAUAGGUGCCGGAACUUUGACAAGUUGCGAGACUGGGUGCGUGAGCGCCAGAUCGAUCAUUGGAGCGAUAUCAAGGUUUUCGUAGGAGAUGAUUUACCUUUCCCCCCGAUUAUCAGUUAG